This is a messenger RNA of Triticum turgidum subsp. durum (durum wheat), 1056 nucleotides long. The record is from the annotation of a GenBank genome assembly. Lineage: Eukaryota; Viridiplantae; Streptophyta; Magnoliopsida; Poales; Poaceae.
AUGGUGUCUCUCUACCGAGGCCUGCUGCUGGUACUGAUGGCGCUUCUCCCAUCCGCCCAUGGAGCAGCAGCCAUGGCUAGAAGCAAAAUCUCCGCCGCUUUCAUGUUCGGCGAUUCGAUCGUCGAUCCCGGCAACAACAACGACCGGCUGACGGAGGCGAAGGCCAACUUCCCGCCGUACGGGCAGGACUUCCCCGGCGGGGUGGCCACCGGGAGGUUCUCCAACGGGAAGGUUCCAGGCGACAUGCUAGUUUCUAGGCUGGGAAUUAAGGAACUAUUACCACCCUACCUCGGAAAUGAUCUUCCACUAAGUGAGCUACUCACUGGUGUCGUCUUUGCUUCUGGUGGCAGUGGAUACGAUCCUCUAACUUCGAUACCCUCGGCUGCUACAUCAAGUACUGGGCAACUUGAACUAUUCCUUGAAUUUAAGGAGCGACUAAGAGCCUUAGUCGGAGAAGAGGAGAUGACACGUGUAAUCUCCGAAGGCAUAUACUUCACUGUCAUGGGGGCAAAUGACCUUGCAAAUAACUAUUUUACAAUUCCUUUGAGGCGCCAUCAAUAUGACCUUCCUUCUUAUGUGAAAUUUCUUGUCUCUUCUGCUGUCAACUUUACCAUGAAAUUAAAUGAAAUGGGUGCAAAGAAGAUUGCAUUAAUUGGCAUUGCACCAAUUGGAUGUUGUCCCUCGCAAAGAGAACUUGGAUCAAGAGAAUGUGAGCCCAUGAGGAAUCAAGCAGCAAAUCUGUUUAAUUCUGAAAUAGAAAAGGAAAUACAACGGCUAGAUGCAGAACAAAAUGUUCAAGGCUCGAAGUUUAUUUAUCUUGAUAUAUACUACAAUUUGCUUGAUCUCAUUCAACGAUCUGAUUUUUAUGGUUUCAAGGAGGUAAACGAAGGAUGUUGUGGUAGCACAAUGCUAAAUGCAGCAAUAUUCAUUAAAAAUCACCCUGCGUGCCCGAAUGCUUAUGAUUUCAUUUUCUGGGACAGCUUCCAUCCUACCGAAAAGGCCUACAACAUUGUGGUUGAUAAACUGUUUCAGCAAAAGAUGCAAUACCUGAUGUGA